AUGAAUGGGACCAUAAGUAACAACGACAUCUCACUCUUCACCUCAAUUAUCUCAUCAAAAAGCGUUGAAACGACUACUUCCUCCACACCACCUACGCUCGACAAAAAAAGCAGACCAGAACAACGUCUAAUCAGGAAAUUCACUCGCCAUCACGACACUCACAAACGUGCUUUAUUCGAAGAUACCGUCCUUCUGCAUGACGCGGGCUCAUCAGCAUCGUCACGAGGGAUCGAUCCAUCCCCGGUCGAUCAUUCCGGCAGCUCCAAUUUUGCAGGAAACGGUCGGGAAAUUACUGGAACCGACCCUGCCAUAAUAAUCUGGGAUUAUUUACCUUUACUCGAAAGAGCCCUUAUGCCAAGACCAGCUGGAAUUGAUAUAUUGUCACACGUCGUCGUUAAGAAGCAAUGGGGUAUUUUUAUCGAAACGGGUCAGCUUGCGUGCUGGGGAAGGGAGGUGGUAUAUGUCUGUUCUCUCAAUGUCCAUGGGGAUAGUUAA
This is a messenger RNA of Adineta ricciae, 495 nucleotides long. Lineage: Eukaryota; Metazoa; Rotifera; Eurotatoria; Adinetida; Adinetidae. The record is from the annotation of a GenBank genome assembly.